AAUGUCCUCGUGUUCGCGGAAGUACUGACGUGUUCACACGAGAAGUGGCUAGUGUAGCUGGCUAGGUAGAGCCGGGUAGUGACUCAGAGGCCAUAUCAGGAUGUCAGAAGGGGACAGUGUUGGAGAGUCAAUCCAUGGGAAACCAUCAGUAGUUGCUGCCUUUUUCACAGGGAUUGGACAGGUCUAUCAGACAUGGCUUGACAAGUCAACACCCUUCUAUGCAGUGCGAUGGGCACUCACUCUACUACUUACUGGAAUUUACAUGAUCAGAGUGUACAUUCUACAGGGGUGGUAUAUAGUAACAUACGCUUUGGGAAUCUACCAUCUCAAUCUGUUCAUUGCAUUUCUGUCGCCAAAAGUGGAUCCUUCGUUACUUGAUGAAGAUGAGGGCCCAUCCCUUCCAACCAAGCAGAACGAGGAGUUCCGUCCAUUCAUCAGGAGGUUGCCUGAAUUCAAAUUCUGGCACUCCGCGACAAAAGGCAUUGUCAUUGCCAUGAUUUGUACAUUUUUCGAAGCCUUCAAUGUUCCAGUGUUCUGGCCUAUACUCGUAAUGUACUUCAUCAUGCUCUUUUGCAUCACCAUGAAGAGGCAGAUUAAGCAUAUGAUCAAGUACAGAUACCUACCCUUCACACAUGGGAAGAGGACAUAUAAAGGCAAGGAAGACACAGGGAAAACUUUUGCUAGUUAAGAACUCCACCUUACCCUUUGCCUCAGUCUCAUUUGAAAUGCAUUCAUCACAGCUAGAAGGGAGUGAUGAAGAUUAGAGAUUAUUUUUCUUUUUGGUAAACUGGACAGUAACAUUGAAACAAAACAUGAAAAAAUCUAAAUGGUCACUUGCUCAAUAUUUCUUUAGAAAAUUUUUUAAAGGUUGGUUUGCAGCAGUAGCUGAAACUUAGUUCUGCCUUCUGCCUUUACCCCAAUAAGAUUAGUGAAUACUCAUCAAAGAGCAGCUAAGCUAAAUUACUGUAAGUUUCCUAAUGUUUGGUUCGUUCUGUGAUGGUGGUUGCAUUAUCUCCACAUCUCAGUCUGCCAACUUUAGAUUAUUAUGCUCUUCCUACUUAUUUGUAACACAUUAUUUAGUAUAUUAUUAAUCAGAAACUUUUGUUUGCAAAAGAAUGUGAUUAGAUUUGAGAAAAUCUCAACUCAUUGAUAAAUGAAUUGUUUUGGCUCUCCAUAUCUGCUGCUCUCACGUUAAGUGUGUUGGACAAAUACGAAAUGAAGAUGUUUUUAGUGACUGUUAUCUGAAUAUGCAUUCAUGAUGGGCAGAAAACAUAAAUCUGUGAAUUUGUCACUUAAAGUUAAUUAAUUAUGAAUUUUUGGCAGGUUUAUUUGGCUUUAAGUUGGUUAAUGUUUUUUUUUUUCAUUUUAUAUAAUUUGACUCUCAUAGACUAAGUGCUUAGAUGUAAUAUUAUUUGUCUGCUUCAGAACGGCCACUCAACAUCUAUGAAUGCAUAUUUCAAGGACGGUGUUACUAAUCUCUAAUCUCCUGUAGUCUGUUAGCUAUCAUAAAUCUACUCGUUUUGGGUUUCUAUGUUUGCAACAUUAAGCCUCAAAUGGGAAACUUCAUGAAUUAGCAUACUCUCAGACGUUUACAUCAUUCUAUAAAAUAAUAUUCACAGUCCGUUUCGUCUCCAAAGUGCACAACCAGUAUUAGUUUCCUUAACACAAGAUCAGUCCGAGUUCAAAUUUAAACACUUUCCAAAAGGCGCUGUUCUCUUUGGAACAUUUUCCCAUGUGCUCCAAAGAUCGGGUUCAUUAUUUUUUGUUGAUUGUCCUUUAUAUCUGCGUUUACCUUUAAAAGAGAAAAAAGGUACAGUCAUUCCAAGCAAACUGUUGUUCUCUUUCUUUUGCAGAGGAAACAUAGGACAACUGACAUCUUUUAUUAAAACAAAUGGAUGAAGUUGGUGGUGAUCAUACAUUUUUCUAUGAACCUUUGAUUUUUUUUUUUCCUUCCUAACAAAGUGCUGGGAAUCUGUCAAUACUAAUCUUUGAUUGACACUGUAGUAAGGGAUCAAAACAUUUUCCUGUAAAACGUUUGUGUUUCAAAAGGUUGUCUGGAUUUAUGUAUAUACAGUAUAUAUAUUUUAAAAUAUAAUUUUUGUUUUGAAAUCUUUGUUUUCAUUCAUCCACCUUAUUUCUCCAUAUUAAAAUCUGUUUCAACUGAAACUGAUGAAGGACAAACUGUUUAAUUGGGUUGCUGAGUUGAAAUUAAUGUUUUUCAUGGAUUGCAUGUUUUUUUCUUGUGCUACAGUUAGAAAAAAUGACUUGAUUUUAAAAAUGGAAGUGUAAUUUUUUUUUCACUCCAAAUGCUAUUAAAGAGGCUGUGUCCCUUCGGAACAGUACAAAUGUG
Molecule: messenger RNA, 2350 nt
Organism: Girardinichthys multiradiatus
Lineage: Eukaryota; Metazoa; Chordata; Actinopteri; Cyprinodontiformes; Goodeidae
Gene: rer1
Product: retention in endoplasmic reticulum sorting receptor 1
Exons: 7
Coding region: 101-688 (195 amino acids)
Biological process (GO): retrograde vesicle-mediated transport, Golgi to endoplasmic reticulum; protein retention in ER lumen
Cellular component (GO): Golgi membrane
Source: RefSeq, a predicted model, not a curated record